Salvia miltiorrhiza (redroot sage) is the source of this 1252-nucleotide messenger RNA. RefSeq names its product probable protein phosphatase 2C 44. Gene Ontology annotation, molecular function: protein serine/threonine phosphatase activity. Gene Ontology annotation, biological process: protein dephosphorylation. The record is from RefSeq and is a predicted model, not a curated record. Gene Ontology annotation, cellular component: nucleus; cytosol. NCBI's taxonomy places the organism in Eukaryota, Viridiplantae, Streptophyta, Magnoliopsida, Lamiales, Lamiaceae.
AAAAUUACUUGUUUAGAAGGAUCUUCACCCGAUACUGGAAAAGGGAAGAGCAAGUCUUCAACGGUCACGAAUCAAGUGAGCCAUGGGUUCCACUUGGUGAAAGGGCAAUCAGGUCAUGACAUGGAGGACUACCAUGUUGCUGAGUACAGGAAGAAGAAGGAUCAUGUUCUUGGUUUGUUUGCAAUCUUCGAUGGCCACCUAGGCGAUCGCGUCCCCACUUAUCUAAAGGAUAAUCUCUUCGACAAUAUACUACAAGAGCCUAAUUUUGGGGAGGAUACCGCGUCUGCUAUAAAAAACGCUUAUCAUUCGACUGAUAAACUUAUCCUAGAGAAAUCCAUGCAAUUAGGACCUGGUGGCUCGACUGCAGUUACUGCAAGUAUCGAUGGAAAACACCUAUGGGUGGCAAUAUUGGAGAUUCGAGAGCGGUCAUUUUGUAGGAAUAAAACUGCAGAACAACUCUCUGUGGACCAUGAGCCUCAUAUUGAAGAAGAGGAGAAUCGAGAAAGCAGGGUGGUUUUUGUGACGACUCUUCCAGGUGAUGUACCUCGUGUCAAUGGCCAGCUUGCUGUUGCUGCCUUUUGGGACGAGAUCUUUAAAGCACAUUUGAGUUCAGAGCCUGAUGUGCGUAAUAUACACAUUGACUCAAGCACACAGUUUGUCAUAUUGGCUAGUGAUGGCUUGUGGAAGGUAAUGAACAACCAAGAGGCGGUGGACAUAGUGAAGAACAUCAAGGACCCUCAAGCUGCUGCGAAGCGUCUGACCACAGAGGCUUUGACGAGAAAGAGCAAAGACGACAUAUCAUGCAUCGUGAUACGCUUUGGCUGAUCUCAUGAGAGAGGACGAGAUCGUUAAAUGAAGAACAAGCGAAGAAAUGGAGCGACAGAUCGGUAUCAUGUAUCUAAAAAGUGUCUUGCUUUGCAGGUUGCCCGUCUUUAAAUAAUUUGGUUUGUUUGGAAGGAAAAUUUGUGGCGGUGUUGCUUGGAAGAAUCAAAGUAGAUAGUUUGCUUCUCUCUCUCUCUCAAAAAAAAAAGCAUUGUUUGGAGUAGAUGAUUUACUGUUUUCGUCUUUCUGAGAUAGGGAAAAUCAUUUCUUUUUCUCGCUCUUUUUUGUUAAUAAUUUCUCCUCUAGUUGGUGUUGAAGACUUUCUUAUUUGUUGUAUGUGUAUAUAGCUAUGAGAAAUAACGAAAACUGGAACAACUGAUUCCGUUUGAGUUGCUGUUAGGAUGUAUUUUGAACUUCGUGUGCUUCUUCA